Rotaria sp. Silwood2 is the source of this 1134-nucleotide messenger RNA. The record is from the annotation of a GenBank genome assembly. NCBI's taxonomy places the organism in Eukaryota, Metazoa, Rotifera, Eurotatoria, Philodinida, Philodinidae.
AUGUCAACUACUAAAAGCCGCAAUUUAGCUGUAUUCUUCUUAGGUGACCCAGAAGUACAGUGUCAUAAUAUGGAACGUGUGAUCUUCGAAAUCACUGCUGAUCCUGAACUUGCUGGCGAGAAACCGUUUGCUGAUAUCACUAGUAGAAGUUGUUUUCUCAAUGAAGAAGAAGUUCUUAUUAUGUUCGGUUCAAUCUUUCGAAUUAUGAGUGUUGAUCACGAAGCAAGUGGGAUUUCGAUCGUUAAGAUAGAAUUGUGUACUAAUGACAGCAAAGCUUUUACUACAAUUUUAGAGCAUUUAAAAAACGAAUACGGUGGAGGAUAUGGUGAAACAGACCUUAUUUGUGUCGGUCAAGUUAUUCGUCGAAUGGGAUGUUCUAGUACGGCUGAACAAUAUUUUCAUCGUUACCUUAGUUCAUUAGGUAAUGAAGCUGCUCAUUUAAGUACAUGCUAUUAUAAUCUUGCAGUUGUGGCCAACGACAAAGGUGACUAUCAUUCAAGUCUCGAGCUUCAUCGCAAAUCUCUUAAUAUUAAAAUACAAAUUUUAAAACCUAAUGAUCCAGAACUUGCGGAAAGUUACAAUGGUUUAGGCAAUGUUUAUCGACAAAUGUGUCAAUACAAAAAUGCAUAUGAAUGUUACAAAAAAGCAUUUACUAUUUGGAAAAAUAUAUUUGGCGAGAACCAUCAAAAAGUUGCUGUCACGUAUCAAAAUAUAGGCAUUAUUUAUGUUCAAGAAAAAAACUAUUCUAAAUCUCUUGAAUAUCAUACAAAAGCAUUAUUCAUUCGCCAAAGUCAGCUUCCACAUAACCAUCCUGAAUUAGCUGAUUCACAUGACCAUAUUUCAACUGUCUACUGUUCCCUUGGGCUUUACAAUGACGGAUUGAAACAUUUGAAGGAAACGCUUAGAAUUUUUCGGACUUCGCUUCCUCCAAAACAUCCAUCUAUCGCAAGGGCAUAUAAAGACUUAGGUUACAUUUAUGAAAAGAAGCAUGAUUUAAAAAAUGCGAUCUCAAAUUAUAAACAAGCGAGAACUAUUUAUAAUGAAGCAUUGCCUGCUACACAUGUAACUAUUGUGGAACUCGAUAAAACCAUUCUUCGCAUCGAAUCAAAACUCAAGCAUAAGUCCUCUAAGUGA